Messenger RNA from Carassius auratus (goldfish), 1479 nucleotides. RefSeq names its product endoplasmic reticulum resident protein 44-like. Lineage: Eukaryota; Metazoa; Chordata; Actinopteri; Cypriniformes; Cyprinidae. Bases 99 to 1316 code for a protein of 405 amino acids. Gene Ontology annotation, biological process: protein folding. The record is from RefSeq and is a predicted model, not a curated record. The transcript is spliced from 11 exons. Gene Ontology annotation, molecular function: protein disulfide isomerase activity. Gene Ontology annotation, cellular component: endoplasmic reticulum-Golgi intermediate compartment; endoplasmic reticulum membrane.
UAUGUACUGCUUGUUUCCUGCAGCAGAGGAGAAGGAGGUGGUAUCGAGAGACUGGCAAGAUCCAACAACAUCGCAACCUCAACCAACACCACUAUACAAUGAAAUUAUCAUCAAUAAUACCCGUUCCCGAACUGCACUACUUCACCCUCUUGCUGGUAACGGGUCUGUAUACUCCAGGACGAGGAGAGAUCACCAGUCUGGAUACUGGAAACAUCGAUGACAUCCUCAACAAUGCAGGGGUGGCUCUAGUCAACUUCUAUGCAGACUGGUGUCGUUUCAGUCAGAUGCUCCACCCCAUCUUUGAGGAGGCGUCCAAUAUAGCGCGGGAGGAAUUUCCAGACACUACACAGGUGGUGUUUGCCCGGGUGGACUGUGACCAGCACUCUGAUAUAGCCCAGCGCUACAGGAUAAGCAAAUACCCCACACUGAAGAUGUUCAGGAAUGGGAUGAUGAUGAAGCGAGAAUACAGAGGUCAAAGGUCAGUGACCGCCAUCGCUGAUUUCAUCCGCCAGCAGAAAGUGGAUCCAAUCAAAGCGAUAGAAAAUCUGGAAGAACUCAGCACUAUAGAUAGGACUAGACGCACCAUCAUUGGUUACUUUGAAAAAAGGGACUCUGACAAUUACCAUACUUAUGAGAAAGUGGCCAACAUCCUGAGAGAUGACUGUGUUUUCCUGGCAGCGUUUGGGGAAGUUUCUAAGCCUGAGCGGUUCAGUGGUGAUAAUAUUAUUUAUAGGCCAAUGGGAGAGAAUGCUCCUGACAUGGUCUACAUGGGUGCACUCACAAAUUUUGACCUCAGCUAUGCCUGGACGCAAGACAAGUGUGUGCCGUUAGUCCGAGAAAUCACAUUUGAAAAUGGAGAGGAACUGACGGAGGAGGGCAUCCCGUUCCUGAUCCUCUUCCAUCAGAAGGAUGACACAGACAGUCUGGAGAAAUUUCAGCAAGAAGUGGCUCGCCAGCUUAUCAGUGAAAAGGGUUCUAUCAAUUUUCUUCAUGCCGAUUGCGAGAAGUUCCGGCACCCUCUGCUGCACAUUCAGAAGACCCCCGCCGACUGCCCUGUAAUUGCCAUCGAUAGUUUCCGCCACAUGUAUGUCUUCCCAGAAUUCAGCGACAUCGCGGUUCCAGGAAAGCUGAGGCAGUUUGUAUUGGACCUGCACUCAGGAAAGUUGCACCGAGAGUUCCAUCACGGUCCAGACCCCACAGACAGCACUCCAGGACAGGAGGAGAAUAUAGAGGUGGCCAGUAAUCCCCCAGAGAGUUCCUUUCAGAAAUUGGCCCCCAGUGAGUCGCGCUACACCAUCCUCAGGGACGAGCUGUGAUGUCACCACCACAUCGAGAACCAACCCAGAACCCAGCAGUCAGCUGGUGCCUUCCUGGCCCUGCUGCUGCCUGCAUGAUGUCUAUUUUCAUAAUUUUUAUUUUAGAUAAAAAAAAAAGUGAGAAGGUGAACCCCUGUGCUUUUUUGGGGUGGGGAAUGAAGAG